AUGUCCCAAAACCCCGGUCGCGUUCUCCUUGCGUAUUCAGGCGGUCUCGAUACCUCCUGUAUCCUUGCUUGGUUGAUUGAGCAAGGAUAUGAAGUCUAUGCUUUCAUGGCCGACGUCGGACAAGAAGAGGACUUCGAAGCCGCAGAAAAGAAAGCCCUUAAAGUUGGCGCCAAGAAGUUUAUCCUUGAAGAUCUCAAACGUGAAUUCGUUACAGAGCUGAUCUAUCCUGCUGUACAGGCUAAUUGCAUAUAUGAAAAUGUCUACUUGUUGGGCACAUCGCUGGCACGCCCAGUCAUUGCUCGCGGAAUGAUCGAGGCCGCAGACCGGGAAGGUUGCGACUACGUGUCCCAUGGAUGCACAGGCAAGGGAAACGAUCAAGUUCGCUUCGAGCUUGCUUUCUACGGGUUGAAGCCAGACAUUAAGGUCGUCGCUCCAUGGCGAAUCCCAGAAUUCUACAAUCGCUUUGCUGGCCGUCAGGCUCUCUUGGCCUUUGCAGCCGAGAAGUCUAUCCCAGUCACCCAAACUACCGCCAAGCCAUGGUCGACCGAUGAGAAUCUUUUCCACAUCUCAUACGAAGCUGGUAUCCUUGAAGACCCCAAUACCACUCCUCCGGCUGAUAUGUGGAAGCUUACCACAGCCCCUGAGGAUGCGCCGACCAACCCCGAACGCAUCACUGUCGAAUUCAAGACCGGGCUUCCCGUAAAGGUCGUGGCAGGCGACAAAACAUACACCGAUCCGGUGGAAAUCUUCCUUGCACUCAACGCUCUGGGCCGCAAGCACGGUAUCGGACGAAUUGACAUCGUUGAGAACCGAUUUAUCGGCGUAAAAUCCCGAGGAUGCUACGAGUCUCCCGGCGCUACUAUCCUCCGCGCAGCUCACAUCGAUUUGGAGGGUCUUACCCUUGAUCGUAAUGUCCGCGCGUUACGAGACCAGUUCGUUACCAUCGAGCUCGGCAGAAUUCUGUACAAUGGACAUUUUUUCACGCCUGAACGCGAAUUCGUCUGCGCAGCGAUUCCAGCCAGCCAAAGGACCGUCAAUGGAUUGGUCCGUUUGAAACUGUACAAGGGUAACGUUGUGAUCGAAGGGCGCGAGAGUUCCGAGGGUCUCUACGAUGAGCACGAAUCAUCGAUGGACGAGCUCGGUGGCUUCGAGCCCACUGAUACCUCGGGCUUCAUUCAAAUUGAAUCCAUUAGGAUUAAAAAAUGGGCGCAAGCCAACCUCCGAAAAGGCCAGGGAGGCGUGGAAGCAAAGGAUGUCUACGGGUCUCGUGUUUAA
This is a messenger RNA of Pleurotus ostreatus (oyster mushroom), 1275 nucleotides long. It is a transcript of the gene ARG1, whose product is annotated as argininosuccinate synthetase. The record is from RefSeq and is a predicted model, not a curated record. The transcript is spliced from 9 exons. NCBI's taxonomy places the organism in Eukaryota, Fungi, Basidiomycota, Agaricomycetes, Agaricales, Pleurotaceae. Gene Ontology annotation, molecular function: argininosuccinate synthase activity; ATP binding. Gene Ontology annotation, cellular component: cytoplasm. Gene Ontology annotation, biological process: L-arginine biosynthetic process; urea cycle. The coding region runs from base 1 to 1275 and encodes 424 amino acids.